AGUAUUUGAACUGCAGUGAUUGAACUACUUUAUCAGUUCCUACGCAUAUGUAUUAGUCCCUACUUCAACCCAUCCGCAUACCUCUCCCCAUGCGUUUCCAGACCCUCUACUCGUCUCUUCGUCUUUUCGCCAUUCCCCUCCGAUCCCGCGUCAUACCCCGAGCCGCCACAGCUCCACCCCCUCGCCCUCGAGCAACCAUUCUGAAAGCCGCGCCAACGAUCCCCUUCCUAAGCUCCUUCUUCAGCUCCAGUCCCCGCGACAACAUGUCCUAUCCCGACCAGCGCAGCGACGACGCCUGGCGCGCCGUGCUCAGUCCGGAGCAAUUCCGCAUCCUGCGUGAAAAGGGCACCGAGCGUGCCGGCACCGGCGAAUACGACACGCACUAUCCGACCGAGGGAGUCUACGGCUGCGCGGGCUGCAAUGCGCCGCUAUACAAGGCCUCGCACAAGUUCAAGUCCGGAUGCGGAUGGCCGGCGUAUUUCGACUCGCUGCCCGGCGCGGUGACCCGGCACACGGAUAGUUCAUUUGGGAUGGAGCGGACGGAGAUCGUGUGCAGCAACUGCGGAGGACAUCUGGGUCAUGUAUUCAAAGGCGAGGGGUUCCCGACGCCGACGGAUGAGAGACACUGCGUGAAUAGCGUCAGUCUGCGAUUCCAGGAGGACGGGGGAGAGCCGAAGGCGAAGGCGUGAGGGGGGUAUAUUAGAUGAAAAGCGUGUAACACAAUGGAAAGGUGUACAGAGUGCAGAUGAGUACCUCAUGGAGU
Molecule: messenger RNA, 763 nt
Organism: Aspergillus steynii IBT 23096
Lineage: Eukaryota; Fungi; Ascomycota; Eurotiomycetes; Eurotiales; Aspergillaceae
Product: peptide-methionine (R)-S-oxide reductase
Exons: 2
Coding region: 90-689 (199 amino acids)
Biological process (GO): response to oxidative stress; protein repair
Molecular function (GO): peptide-methionine (R)-S-oxide reductase activity
Source: RefSeq, a predicted model, not a curated record